This is a messenger RNA of Myotis lucifugus (little brown bat), 888 nucleotides long. It is a transcript of the gene ERICH2, whose product is annotated as glutamate rich 2. The annotation marks the transcript as partial. The transcript is spliced from 7 exons. The record is from RefSeq and is a predicted model, not a curated record. Lineage: Eukaryota; Metazoa; Chordata; Mammalia; Chiroptera; Vespertilionidae.
CCAGGGCAGGGACCAGGGCAGGCAUGGAGUCUGCAACCGAGGAAGGAAGUCUCUUCAAAAAAUAUUGAAAAUAAGGUCUUUUUAAAGAAUACUGAAAAUAGAGUAUCUUCAAAGAGUAUUGAACAUAAAGAUACAGAAACAAAUCUACAGUCAAAGCUAUGGUCAACUUCCUUCUUAAAAGAAAGCACAGGUGAGGUGGGCAAAAAUGAAGUCAUUGCAAAGCAGGAGAAAAAUAAUGAAAAUUGCCUUCAGAUUAUUGAUGAUAAAUUGUCCAAGUCAACAAAAGAUGAUGGUGAAGAUGACACCAGUGAUGAAAGUAAUGAAGACAGUGGCCCAAAAAAGGACACUCGUGCCCCAUUAGAGUUAAUGGCAGAAUUCCUAAGAGCAGAAAUGAGCCAAGACUACCAUUUGGCUAAAAAAUUAUGUCAAAUGAUCCUAAUCUAUGAACCAGAAAAUCCUGAGGCCAAGGAGUUCUUAGUACUUAUUGAAGAAAUGUUGCUGAUGGAGAAAGCUCAAAAUCGUGAGGAAGAUGGGGAAGAUAGUGAAGAAGACAGUAGCGGGGAGAGUGAAGGAGAAAGCAGUGAGGAGCCGAGUGAAGAAAGCUCUGAUGAAUGUGAAGAUGGGUGAUGAAAGUCAGGAAACGUAACCUCCUGAAGUACGACUUUGUCUUUUUCACCAUUGUAUUCCUAGCAACUGCACAAGUACCUGGAAAAUAAUAGGAUGUAUACACAAAGUGAAUGAAUGUAGUGAAAAUUAAUGAAAUGUUUAUAUUCUUUUAUGAAACAUUUACACAACUAUAUUACACCUUUGAUGUAUUAAUCUAAAUUAUUUUGCUGAUUCUGUAUUCCUCGAUUAAUUUCUGCCAUCUUCAAAAUAGGUUGUAAGGUA